Chara braunii is the source of this 2435-nucleotide messenger RNA. The record is from the annotation of a GenBank genome assembly. NCBI's taxonomy places the organism in Eukaryota, Viridiplantae, Streptophyta, Charophyceae, Charales, Characeae.
GAGUUGGGUGCACUAUUGGCAGCAGGUGGAGGAGGAGGUGCCCACUGACCAGCAGCUUGUCGCCGACAGAGGAGCCCGUGUUGCGGUGACGAAUGAGGAGUUGUUGCACGCUACAGAGAGGAUGCGUGCCAUGUCCCGCAUGGGAGCCGCUCGUCGUUUGCGAGAGUCAGACAGGAGGAGACGUCAUGGAGGUGGUCGCGGAGGUGGUCGUCAGGCCGGUCGUGGGCGAGGCGGGCGUGGAGGUCCUGACAGGAGGAGGAGUGUCGCCAGUCGUGGUCGUUGCGAAUCUGUGGCAAAGCUAUGAACAGGCGGACCAGCUUGUACGGAAGCCUCGCCAACGAUGGGACGAGGGAGACUUUUUGUACGAGAGCUCGUCGAGUGACGAUGAGGAUUUCUUCGGCAGUGGCACGCCUGCACAGGAUGGCGACAGCGAUUUCGACGACCGUCACCCGGACGUGGACGACGAUGACGGCUUCAGAGGCCAUGAUCGUGGUGAUGGGGGAGAUCGGCCGCAACCCCGCUCGACACAGAGAGACGACGAUAGAGCGCUUGACGAGGGAGCGGGACAUUGCUGUGUUGAGGGUAACGCUGAUGCAGGGAGCGGUGCAAUUGCCUCGAGACCUGCAGACGGUGACACCAUGGACGUCCAGAGGGCGGGAGGCGAGCACCGUACAACCUCGGACAGGGUGCGAGAUGGAGCGACUGAUGGUUGUGCAGGACUUGUGGACGGCGGUGGCUUGAGGCGCUUGAAGCGCGGACCCAGGGAACAAGACACUAUCGCUUCCCGUGUGCGCAGACGUCAUGGCGGGGUUCCCGACAUUCCAAAAGCAGCAGUCCCACAAUUUGAGCAGAUUCUUGUUUCAGAGGACUCUUUGAGCGACCAUGCCGACGAGGAGCGGAUGAAGGUGAUUGACGGGACCGGUCGUGCUGGAAGUGACACUUUCAGUAUGCACGCGACAGCUCCGACGGGGUCCUCGGCAGCAACCCAGGAAUCGGAAUUGGAUUUGGGACCGUCGAUGCGUCAUCCCGAGUUGAAGGGAGACAACGGUGUUCUCCCGGUGAUGGACGACAAGGGUUCUGCUCAUUCAAUGCAUCAGCUCACUUCUGCUGGAGCGCCUGCAUUGUCAGUUGUAGCAACCUCCGAUGUGCGACUACCGCCGCCAGCGGCGGAGCGAGAGACUGUGCCGCCGACUCCAAGUGCUUUGGAUGAUCAUCCCAAUGUAGGCAUGGAGGGGGUUGAGAGGCAGCAACCAAGCAUACAGGGAGCCGAUGCAGUUGACACUGUGUCGCGGCCAUCGCGUGUAUUGACGGAGGGGAUUGCUGAUGUGUGUUUAGGCGACGAUCUCCCGGACGUGGUCGUCUCACGCACUCCCGCCGCUGAGCAUAUCGCCGUUGCCCUUGUCGGCCUGGAAUGCCCCACCGACAGUCUUCCUGGUACCACCGAUUUACUGGCCAUGGACUCGGCGCUCGCCUCGCUCCCGGACUUGUCGACGUUGAUAUCUCCGGGUUUGCCCCACGUGCCAACGCCAAACCUGCAACAACCUGUCGCCAUGGAAAGCGCACCAGGCGCGUUUGACGAGUUUGGAGGCGAUACGAUUGUUUUUGCCACGCCCACGAUUUUUCGUGUUGGCAGGCCACAUGAGGUGGACCUUGGGAAGGCCGAGACGGCUACUCGACAUCACCGCGGCGGUCACCGCAGCAUCGCACACCGCAGGUCCGAUUCCUUUGGCGUUCCUGAGGGAGGGUGUGUAGGCAGGGCAGAUGACGCAGCGGGCAGAUCAGCAAGACCCUCAAGUCCGCCGUCGAGAUCAGAGCAUCACCCCGUUAGCGGUACUUCCGGCGAAGUCACGGGCGUCCCCGCCACGGACACCAUGGACCCCACACGACAGCCUGCGGUCGGGUCCUCGUCCACAGCACGGCGCGACAGAGCCACUGUUUUGCCGACAGUGGCAUUCUAUGCCACUGAGGGGAGUGCUGGGGGGUUGGACGAGUCGAGAGCCCGAAUUGCAGGCAGACCCUCCGCACCCUGUAUGGGGACACGAUCCAUCGGGAGUGUCGACGGUGCUCGCCACACCGCCAUGUCAGAGUAUGAGGACCGACAUGGGAGCGCCUUGCCGACGAAGUCCUCUGAUGUCCAUGCUACGAGGGUCGCGAAGGCGAGUCUUUCUCGAGCGAGGAAGAAGGCUUCGGAAAGGACGGCGUCACUCUCGUCGCCACAUAUGCGAUCCCACAUUGGGCAAUUCGGUGUUGCGCCUCUCAAGGACGGAGAGAUUGCACCUAAUGGCGCUGCGUUGGAUGUUGGAGAGAGGCCUGCGGGGGCGGACAACGUCUGCAGGGAUGGUGCAGUCACUGUAGGACAUGCAGUGGCAGGUUAGAAGAGAUGUGGCAGUGUACUUACCGUCCACGACGACAGCACGGAUGUUGCCCCGGGAGAG